AUGGCAAGGUACCAAGCAAACAAGUUGGAGCGCUGGGCCUUGUUGCUUUCCUCGUUCUCCCACACCAUCGAGUGCCUGCCCGGCGAAGACAAUGCAUGGGGCGACCUGCUAAGCCGCUGGGGCGCCCUCCAAGCCCAACCCGACUUCGACUGGACCAGCCCUGUCAGCAUCGUCAAGACCCAACAAGUGACCGUGAAGAGGGGAGAGAAUGAAUUCAAGAACCUGUUCCUCGACAAGGAAAACCGCAUCUCGAUCCCACCAAGUGCCACGGACCUCCAGCAGCGGGUCUGCAUCAUAGCCCACCAAGGCACUGCAGGCCAUCGACGAAUCGAAGCCACGACCAAGCCGUCCGCGAUCCUCAGCGUCGAUAGCUCAGUGGUCUCACACCCGCUUGGAUCGGCGCUCCAUGCCGAGAAGCCCCAAGAGCUAAUCUACGUCGACUGGCUCUCAUCGGGCUCGGGCUCGUGCGACUUUGGACCAGCCAGACAAGCGACCGCCUACGGCCUUCUCCACAGGUUCACGACCUUUGGGUAUGUCCAUACCUGGGUCUCCGACAGCGGCUACGAUUUCAAGAACGAAGUCAUCGAUAAGAUCCACAAGGCCACCGGCUCCAACCACCACAUCACGGCCAUCUACUACGCUUACCAGCGAGCUGAUGCUGCGCGCGACCGACUGGCACCUCGUCCUGGCCCUGGUAUGUGGCGCCUUGAAUCACAUGCCCGAUCGACCGAGUUAGCGGCGGUGACCGCCUUUACUAGCCAGUCUACAACGACGCCCCUGUCUGCCUUUGUCAACACCGUUACCAAGGAAGUCGCCUACAUUGACUGGCUCGACGCCACGCACAAAAAGCACUGGACGAGCUGCAUCAAGCAAUGGAAGAGCUGCACGCGAAGUGGCUGCCCAAGCGCCAAAAAGCGACACCAAACUCGCGACCGCCAAGCCAAGGCCAAGGCUGUCAAGUUGCAGAAGUUCGCGAUCGGCGACUUUGUCCUCGUUGUCCGAAUGCCCCACCAAGGCAACAAGUUGUCCCUGCACUGGCACGGCCCAAGUAAGAUCGUCCGGGUCGUGACAGACUAUGUCAUGGAGACCCAGCGGUUGGUGCGGCUUUACGACUUGUCCCUCCACCACGCCCGCCGACUCAAGAUGUAUAGCGAAGGCGACUGCGAUGUGACCGAAGAUCUGGCCGACCAUAUUGCCUUUGGCAAUGAAGGGUUCCACGUCGCCAAGCUCGGCAACGUCGGCGAAGAAGGCGGCGAAUACCAAGCCCUAGUCUACUGGCUUGGUUUCGAUGAAGAAGAAGCCUCAUGGGACCCGUGCACUCCCACUAUGUACACAUUCCCAUCGUUUUCCACCGCUGGGUUCACCAACACGAAGACCAAGAACAAGUGA
Molecule: messenger RNA, 1389 nt
Organism: Aphanomyces astaci
Lineage: Eukaryota; Oomycota; Saprolegniomycetes; Saprolegniales; Verrucalvaceae
Exons: 5
Coding region: 1-1389 (462 amino acids)
Source: RefSeq, a predicted model, not a curated record